Messenger RNA from Musa acuminata AAA Group (dessert banana), 1056 nucleotides. RefSeq lists its product as uncharacterized. The transcript is spliced from 2 exons. The record is from RefSeq and is a predicted model, not a curated record. Bases 1 to 876 code for a protein of 291 amino acids. Lineage: Eukaryota; Viridiplantae; Streptophyta; Magnoliopsida; Zingiberales; Musaceae.
AUGCAAACUCGUGUGCACCCUUCCCAUAAGACACUUGGCGUUCUCUUCACGUCUCUGUUCUCCCGUUUCCUCCUCUCCCCAUUAUUAGCCUUAUUACCUUUACCAGUUUGUAGACGUCCAAGAGUGCAACUCCGAUCGAGAAACCUCAUGGAGAAACAAGAUCUGGACUUCGUCCUCGUCCCUCUUGGCCUCUUAUCAUUGGUAGCCUACCAUCUAUGGCUCCUCUACCGGAUCACCCGGCAUCCCACCACCACUGUCAUCGGCAUCAACGCCAUCAAUCGCCGCAUUUGGGUUCAAACGAUGAUGGAGGAUCCUGCAAAGAACGGAGUGUUGGCAGUCCAGACUCUGCGGAACAACAUAAUGGCGUCGACGCUGUUGGCGUCGACGGCGAUCAUGCUCAGCUCGCUGAUCGUCGUGCUGAUGACAAACGGCGGUAGCAGCAGCCGCCUCCGGGGCCGGGGCUUCGUGGUCGGCGACACGAGCGACCUGGGGCUCUCCAUCAAGUUCUUCUCCAUCCUGGUGUGCUUCCUGCUCGCCUUCCUCCUCAACGUGCAGUCGAUCCGGUACUACAGCCACGCGGGGAUCCUCGUCAACGUGCCCGUGAAGAGCCACCGGGCGGCGCCGGCGCUGGCGGCGGAGUUCGUGGCCAGGGCGUUGAACCGGGGGAGCUAUUUCUGGUCGCUUGGGUUGAGAGCCUUCUACUUCUCCUUCCCGUUGUUCCUGUGGGUGUUCGGGCCCAUUCCUAUGGCGUCUUGCUGCUUCGUGCUGGUGGUCAUGCUCUAUUUCCUGGAUGUGUAUUCCGGGUGGGGCGAGGAGAGGGCGGAAGAAGAGAUGGAGGGAUGGGUGGGUAGGGUGACCGUGCAUGGGGAUUGCUGAGGGGAAGACGGUGGCCCACCCAACCUGAAUCAAGAUCUGGGCUCAAUUCCUCGUUGAAUCAUGUUGUCGCUGGAUUUGAUGUGUCAGCAGCUGCCGUCGUAAAAUGCUGCAUAGAUUUUGGCUGAAUUCAUGGAUCGAAUGUGCACACCAUCAUGCAAUAAUAAGAUUGGAUUCGUGACA